AUGGAGUACAGGCGCAUAAACAACACGAUAAUUUCGCUGGGAAGCACAAAUGCAGACACCCUCAAAAGAAACCAGUACGUGAGUGUAAUAUACUGUAAGCUAAGUGGAAAGAGCGAAAUAGGGAAUAUAUUCAGAAUGUUUCACAAUAGGCACACGUACUACGGCGUGAUCACAGAGAGCAAUACUGUCAUAUGGUACAACGUCUUAAGCACUGCGUCUUUUCUGAAGGAGCACUCCAUUUUUGCGAGCGACUCGUACACGAACAUAGCCGAGGCUGUUACAGGGCCCAGAAAAGACGCGGAAGAAGGGCCCAGGGAAGAGACGCAGUACUCUCUGAACAGCCGCUCCAUAGUGGCAUUCUCCAGCCGGCACAUUUUCAUAGAAGUUUCUGGGAAGUUGAUGGUGUACGACACUUCAGGAGCCUACCAGGCCCACAUUGAGACGGGGAUAGACAAACUGCUCUCAGUCGAGUGCUCCCUCUGCGGGAAGUACCUGUUUAUGCAGCUGGAAAAGGGCAUGCUGGCUCUGUACAACCUGUCCAAAAAGGAGUUUGUGUACAGAAAGAGACACCCUGUGGGAACAGUCGCUGUAUUUGGGAAUGUUUUCGCGUAUGCCAGAUACUUCUCCGUUGCAAAGAGCUCUCUCAUAAUGGGGAAAGUCUGCGAUGGGGAAGCUCUCCUGGAGCUGACGUACCCGGAGCAGAUUCUGUGCGCCUCCACAGACACUUUGCACCGGAGAGUUGCUGUUGGCUCGCAGACAGGGAAGGUUUUCUACACCCGCCUGGACAAUGUGGCCCCAGAGUUUACGGAGGCAAAGAUCCACUCGAGCGAAAUAACCAGUAUCUCAUUUUCAAGUUCUGGGAGGUUUAUUUUUGCAACGUCCAGAGACCUGAUUUCUGUCAUAGAUAGCAAAGACGGAAAAGUCAUAAAGUCCAUUAUGAACCCCCCGGGGAAGACUUUUUUCACAUACACAAGCAGUAGUAAUUUACAUUUACAAUAA
Molecule: messenger RNA, 999 nt
Organism: Nematocida major
Lineage: Eukaryota; Fungi; Microsporidia
Exons: 1
Coding region: 1-999 (332 amino acids)
Molecular function (GO): protein binding
Source: RefSeq, a predicted model, not a curated record